Manihot esculenta (cassava) is the source of this 1134-nucleotide messenger RNA. RefSeq lists its product as uncharacterized. NCBI's taxonomy places the organism in Eukaryota, Viridiplantae, Streptophyta, Magnoliopsida, Malpighiales, Euphorbiaceae. The coding region runs from base 186 to 764 and encodes 192 amino acids. The transcript is spliced from 6 exons. The record is from RefSeq and is a predicted model, not a curated record.
UCUUUACUUCCAUGAAAAGAAAUAAUUUCGGCUUUCCAUUUCCAACAGACAAAACAAGCUGCAAAUGCACAGUAAUAUCAGAAAAUGAAUUCAAUCCAAGUCUCACUAUAGAACCGCUAAAAUUUUUCAGAAGUUAGACGAAAUUCUUCGAUUCAUUCUGUCAAUUUCUUGCUUUACUUGUAAAAAUGGCGAGAAACGGAGGAGGUGGAGAGGCCGUUCCUCCGUUAUCAUCCAGCUCGAGAUCAAGACCAGGGCCAGACCCCUUUUUGGUUGUUUGUAGAUGCUUCAGCUUCAUCACUGCUCUCACUGCUAUUCUCUGCAUUGCCGUUAACGUUCUCUCCGCCAUCCGAUCCUUCAAGAAAGGAUAUGAUAUAUUCGAUGGGAUUUUUCGGUGUUACGCGGUGGUGAUUGCGUUUUUUGUGGUGGUUGCCGAGACGGAGUGGGGUUUUAUCACCAAGUUCUGGAAGGUGUUGGAAUAUUGGGCUGCUAGGGGCAUGCUGCAGAUCUUUGUUGCAGUCAUGACAAGAGCUUUCCCUGACUAUUCAGCAAGACAGAAGAAUCUUAUUCUUCUUCAAAAUAUAGCAAGCUAUAUGCUGCUUGCUUGUGGUGUGGUCUAUGUUGUUUCGGGAAUUUUAUGCAUUGGCUAUCUCAAACGUACUCGCCAGCACAAGGAAAUUACACGGGAGCAGGCACUCAAGGAUCUGGAGCAAUUGGAGCGGCGGAGGGAGGAACUUGAACAAUUGCUUGUGGUGGAAAGAGUUUGAUGCCAUUUGUGCUUACCGUUGUUCAGAUAUCAGUUAGAAGUGAAGUGACUUCUGUGAGCCCCAGUUCUGCGAAUCUCAUGUUUAUAUGCUUUUGCCUCACUGAUUUAUCCUGUUAGAUUUUUUUGAGGCAGGAGAACACAUCUUCUUUUUAUAAACAGAGUUUCCAACUAGUUAGGAUUAUCAAGUGUGUCCCAUGUUCAGUGUGCCUAUGCAUCUACAGGUCGUGUGCUUGCUGGGAUACAUGUCAAAAUUCAUUUUGUACUCAUUUUUAUUUUCUGUGCGACCCAGAUGUUCUAUAUCAGUUAUGGAAAUUAUUCUUAAUGGAGACGAAACUGAUCAUAAAAGAAUCUGAGACUUCUAUUAUAUUUUG